AUGUCGGGAGGUGCUAGUGACAAUGUCCUAUCCCUCACUACCGACGAGUUGAAAGAGAAGAUUGCCGAGGAAGUCGGAAGGGCAAUCGAAGUUAGCCUACCAAGAUUUAUAGAAAGGAUGCAAAACACCCUACUUUCGAUUAUGGAGGAAAAGAUUGGUGAAUUAAGAGAAGACCUUACCAAUGAUAGAGGCAAGGCUAAAGAAAAGAAAGGUUGUUCUUACAACAAGUUUAUGGCGUGUAAACCCCCGAUCUUCAAUGGAGAGGUGGAUCCAAUUUCUUGUCAAAGGUGGAUAAGCGAUAUCGAGGGUGUUUUCGAACGAACGCAUUGUGAUGAAAGUGAUUUCGUGGCUUAUGGAACUGGCCAACUUAGAGGCCAAGCCAAGGAUUGGUGGGAUAACCUCAGAAACGAAAGGGGUGUUGAAGCAAUAAGGGCAAUGACUUGGGAAGAUUUCAAAACACCAUUCCUCAAACAUCAUAGCCCCAAGGCGGUAAUAAAUAAGAUAAAGGAGGAAUUCAUGCAAUUGAGGCAAAAGGGUGAAACCGUUGAUAAAAUUACGGGGAUGUUCAUGGAUAAGCUCAAGUUUUGUGAUGACUUGGUCAAAACUGAAGAACAGAAAAUCUAUUACUAUCACACCAUGCUUAGGGCUGAAUAUAGGGAGUUCAUGACUCCCUCACAUUAUGAAAGCGAUAUAAUCAAUGCGGCGCGGGAACGCGAGAUUGAACUAAAAAGGCAAGUAGAAAGAGGUGAGAGAAGGGCCUUGGAUGAAAACCCGAGUCCUGCAAAGAAGCCAAAGGUAGCUGAAUCUUCGAAGAAAGGAAGUGCAAAAGGAGGUUCUCCGAGUUGCAAAACAUGUGGACGCACUCAUAAAGAUAGGGCAUGGGGUUGCAAAUUGCCCAGAUAA
Messenger RNA from Helianthus annuus (common sunflower), 903 nucleotides. RefSeq lists its product as uncharacterized. Lineage: Eukaryota; Viridiplantae; Streptophyta; Magnoliopsida; Asterales; Asteraceae. The record is from RefSeq and is a predicted model, not a curated record. The transcript has 2 exons. The coding region runs from base 1 to 903 and encodes 300 amino acids.